GAAUCUAUAUGAGGGAAAUAAUUUAUAGACCUAACUAUUUUUAUUUUUUUGGCUUAGAAUAAACAAAAAUAAAUUUAUAUUUUUUAUAUGGAGGUGUCAGAGAGAAAUGGGAACUUAGUCUUUGCAGUUAAUGGAGAGAGAAUUGAGUUAUCAUGUGUAGAUCCUUCUACUACUUUGCUUCAAUUCUUGAGAUAUCAUGCUUCUUUCAAGAGUCCCAAACUUGGUUGUGGUGAAGGUGGUUGUGGAGCUUGUGUUGUUUUAGUCUCAAAGUAUGAUCCUAAACUAAACAGAGCUGAAGAUUUUAGUGUGAGUUCAUGCCUUACACUUAUUUGCAGUUUAAAUGGUUGUGCAAUUACUACAAGUGAUGGCCUUGGUAACACUAGAGAUGGUUAUCACCCAAUUCAUCAAAGAUUUGCUGGUUUCCAUGCAUCUCAAUGUGGAUUUUGCACUCCUGGGAUGUGUAUGUCAUUUUACUCAGCUCUCAUCAACGCCGAUAAACAGAACAAUCAAGAUUCUCCACAAAAAGGAUUCUCUAAUCUAUCUUCAUUUGAAGCUGAAAAGUCCAUUUCGGGAAACCUUUGUCGUUGCACUGGAUACCGGCCCAUCGCUGAUGCCUGCAAGAGUUUCGCUUCUGAUGUUGAUAUAGAGGAUUUGGGAUUCAAUGCCUUUUGGAAAAAAGGAGAUUCCAGGGAAACCAAAGCGAGUAAGUUGCCUCCGUAUGAUCCAAGUAAGGAUCUUGUUAGAUUUCCUGAAUUCAUGAAAAGUGAAUCCAUCACACUUUUGGAUUCCACGAGGUACUCUUGGUUUAGUCCUGUUUCUAUAAAGGAGCUACAAGGCUUGUUGAAGUAUGGUCUGGCUGAAAAUGUCGGGAGCGUUAAAAUAGUUGUUGGUAAUACUGGCACUGGUUAUUAUAAGGAAACACAGCGAUAUGACCAGUACAUCGAUCUGAGGCAUAUCCCUGAACUUUCGAUCCUCAAUAGGAAUCACAAAGGAAUCGAAAUCGGAGCAACUGUGACAAUAUCUAGAGUUAUUUCAUUCUUGAAUGAGGGAACCAAAGUCAAUUUGAGUUUAUAUGGAGAGAUGGUGUCCCGGAAGUUGGCUCAACAUAUGGAGAAGAUUGCUAAUCCGUUUGUCAGAAACACUGCUAGUGUGGGGGGAAAUUUAGCUAUGGCACAGAAGUUUGGUUUUCCUUCUGAUAUGUCUACAUUAUUUCUUGGAGUGGAUGCUACGGUUAGUAUAUUGACCAUUCGAGGACAAGAAAAGGUUAAAUGGGAGGAGCUCUUAGCAAGGCCAGCACUAGACUCAAGAAGUGUGCUUCUAAGUGUCUGGAUCCCAUUCAAAAAGAGCGGCAAUUUUCUUCUGAACUUUCUGUUUGAAACCUAUCGAGCUGCACCAAGACCUCUCGGGAGUGCAUUGGCGUAUGUAAAUGCUGCUUUCUUAGCUGAUGUUUCUCCUCACAGGAAUGGAGUUGUGAUAGAUUCUAUCAGGUUGGCAUAUGGUGCUUUUGGGACAAAUCAUGCCAUAAGGGCCAAAACAGUAGAGAAAUAUUUAACCGGGAAGAUAUUGAACGUCAAGAUUCUGUAUGAAGCACUGAAAUUAGUCAAGCUAGAUGUAAUCUCUGAACCGGGGACUUCAUACCCCGAAUACCGGUCAAGCUUGGCUGUCAGUUUUCUAUUCAAGUUUCUGCAUCCUUUUAUGGAUGUGGAUUCUGCAAUUUCCAGUGGUUUGUUCGAUGGAAUUGGUGAAACUUUUUUAGAAGAUGGUUCUGGAAGUAAUGAUGAUGGUGAUACUAGUCAAGGAAAUACGCAGACAAUAAUAUCAUCUGGUGAGCAGGUUGUGGAAUCAAGUACCGAGUACUAUCCAGUUGGUGAACCGUUGGAAAAGUAUGGAGCUGCAAUGCAAGCUUCUGGUGAAGCUGUUUAUGUUGAUGACAUUCCAUCACCCCCGAACUGUCUACAUGGAGCAUUUAUCUAUAGUACAAAACCAUUAGCAAGGGUAAAGAGCAUUAGUCUCCAGCUCGAGUCUAAUACAUUGGCUGAUGGAAUUGUUGCUAUUAUUACAUAUAAAGAUAUCCCGAGCGGAGGGGAAAAUAUAGGUGCUUUGAGCCAGUUUGGUCCUGAACCUCUAUUUGCAGAGGAUCAUUGCGAAUAUGCUGGAGACCGAAUUGCUGUUGUGGUUGCUAAAAGCCAGAGGUCUGCUGAUGUGGCUGCAAGGACAGCUGUUGUUAAAUAUGACACAGAAGAUACAGCUUCGUCGAUUUUAUCUGUUGAGGAGGCUGUAAAGAGAUCAAGUUUUCUUCAAGGUCCCGUGUCUCUGGACACAUAUCCAAUUGGUGAUUUCUCGAAAGGAAUGGCUGAAGCUGAUCACAAGAUUCUUUCCGCUGAGUUGAGACUUCCAUCGGAGUACUACUUUUAUAUGGAGCCACAGACUACCUUAGCAGUUCCGGAUGAAGACAAGACCAUGGUUGUUUAUGCUUCAACUCAGUUCCCCGAGUAUACACAUAGUGUGAUUGCUCGUUGUCUUGGUGUUCCCGAGAAUAAUAUCCGUGUGAUAACAAGAAGGGCUGGAGGUGGCUUCGGUGGCAAGGCAAUAAGAAGCAUGCCAGUUUCCACAGCCUGUGCACUUGCAGCAUACAAGUUACGAUGCCCUGUCAGGAUAUACGUCAACAGAAAUACCGAUAUGGUAAUAAUAGGAGGAAGACACCCUUUGAAAGUAACAUACAGUGUCGGAUUCAAGUCAAAUGGGAAGAUCACAGCCUUAUAUGCUGAUAUCUUAGUAAACGGAGGAAUAUCGGAUGAUAUAACCCCUGUCAUAGCAGCUCAUGUAAUUGCAGCACUCAAAAAAUACAAUUGGGGUGCCUUUUCUUUCGAUAUAAGGAAUUGCAAGACGAACCUUACCAGCAAAUCAUCCAUGCGAGCACUCGGGGAUGUCCAAGGAUCUUAUAUCGCAGACGCUAUAGUAGAACACAUAGCGAGUGUACUGAAAAUGGAGGUGGACUCUGUCAUCAGUCAAAAUAUUCAUACUUACGAAAGCCUUAAACUAUUCUACAAGGAUAGCGCAGGCGAAUCAGGAGAAUAUACCUUGCCUAGUAUCAUGGAUCAGUUGGCUACUUCCUCAAGAUUCAUCGAUAGAAGAAAGAUGGUUGAUCAAUUUAACCAGAAAAACACAUGGAAGAAAAGGGGCAUUUCUCGAUUGCCAAUAGUGCAUGAAGUUAAUCAACAUGCAACACCAGCAAAAGUAAGCAUUUUGCAGGAUGGAUCAAUAGUUUGUGAAGUUGGAGGGGUUGAAAUUGGACAAGGAUUAUGGACAAAGGUUAAACAGGUGAUCGCGUAUGCUCUUAGUUUAAUCGAGAGAAGUUGGAGCGAAGAGCUUGUGGAGAAGGUCAGAAUCAUACAAAUAGACACCUUAAGCUUAGUGCAAACUGGAUAUACUGCUGAAAGCACAAAGUCUGAAUCAAGUUGUGAAGCGGCUCGACUUUGCUGUAAUAUCCUGGUUCAAAGACUGACACCCGUGAAGGAAAAACUUCAGGAAAAAAAUGGUUCUGUCGAUUGGACAACACUGAUUCGCGAGGCAGAAACUCAACAAAUCAAUCUACAAGCACAUGCUUAUUUUGUUCCAGGUUCAAGUUCCGGGCAAUAUUUGAACUAUGGUGCUGCUGUCAGCGAGAUUGAGAUAGAUAUUUUGACAGGACAAUCAAGAAUUAUACAGUCGGAUAUUAUAUAUGACUGUGGUCAGAGCUUGAAUCCGGCUACCGACUUGGGACAGAUUGAAGGGGCAUUUGUACAAGGAAUUGGAUAUUUUAUGCUUGAAGAAUAUCUUACAAACGAAGACGGAUUGAUGGUUACAAAUAGCACUUGGACAUACCAUAUCCCAACAAUUGACACCAUACCUAAAUGUUUAAACGUUCGUGUGCUAAACAGUGGACAUCACAAAAAACGUAUUCUAUCGUCUAAAGCUUCUGGUGAACCACCAUUGCUUCUAGCAGCUACAGUCCAUUCUGCUACAAGAGCAGCCAUUAGAGAAGCAAGAAAACAGCUAAAAAGUUGGGACAAACUCGUUGAGUCCGAUUCGAAAUUCUAUCUGGAUGUACCUGCCAUAAUGCCUGUUGUAAAGACAACUUGUGGCCUAGACUAUGUAGAGAAGUACUUGGAAACUUUGAUCAACAAACCAUCCACCUAAAUUUUUCGAUUUAGAGGGUACUAUUUGUUGCCUGGAUUUUAACAAAACGUGUUCUAACGUCCCUUAAUUCUCAUGUUGCUAUGGUACGAGGGUCGAUUGGAGCACCAAUGCUAAUAUUGCAACUGUUCGAUGGCUCGGAUUUUAUGUCAAGGUACUCUAAUGUCUAGAUGAAGCUAAAUAGUUACUACAAUAUAUUUUGCUUCAUAGUUGUAUUGAUAGAAAUAUGAACAAAUUUCACUUUGUUAUUUAUGUGUAUAAAGACCUUAUACUAUAACCUAUAAUAUAUAUAUAACAGUAAAAAUGUACUAUCGUUCCCUCUUUUA
Messenger RNA from Solanum dulcamara, 4502 nucleotides. RefSeq names its product aldehyde oxidase 4-like. Lineage: Eukaryota; Viridiplantae; Streptophyta; Magnoliopsida; Solanales; Solanaceae. The coding region runs from base 88 to 4179 and encodes 1363 amino acids. Gene Ontology annotation, molecular function: FAD binding; iron ion binding; oxidoreductase activity. The transcript is spliced from 10 exons. The record is from RefSeq and is a predicted model, not a curated record.